Messenger RNA from Arachis ipaensis, 2311 nucleotides. The record is from RefSeq and is a predicted model, not a curated record. Lineage: Eukaryota; Viridiplantae; Streptophyta; Magnoliopsida; Fabales; Fabaceae.
AUCCCUGGAAAUGAUAUAGAUGUCUACUUACAGUCCUUGAUCAAUGAGUUGAAGCUGUUGUGGGUUGGUGUUGAAACGUACGAUGCUUAUAAGAAAAAAACUUUCAGGAUGUAUACUGCGUUAAUGUGGACAAUCAGUGAUUUUUCAGGUUUGGGCAACUUGUCCGGGUGGAACACGUACGGUGGGAGAGCUUGUCCUGCGUGAAAUUUAGAUGCUGAGACUAACCGGCUUAGACACAGUCAAAAAUGGUGUUUCAUUGGUCAUCGUUGCUUUCUGAAUCCUAACCACAGAUAUAGAUGGGACCGGGAUAGAUUUGAUGGAAAGAUAGAGGAUAGAGGUCCACCUGUCAAACUCUCUUGUGGAGACAUUGUGAGACAACUAUAGGAUGUGCAUGUCCACCUUGGUAAGGUGCAAUCAGUUACUGGGAAAAGGACACGCGGACAACAAACUGCCGUACAAGAUGAGUCUCUUUGGAAGAAAAGGAGUAUAUUCUUUGAGCUCCCAUAUUGGGAAAACAAUGGAUUGCGUCACAAUCUUGAUGUGAUACACAUGGAGAAGAAUGUGUGCGACAACAUAGUUUUCACCAUAUUGAAUGAGAAAGGUAAAUCUAAAGACCACUUUAAGGUAAGGAAAGACCUCCAAUUGAUAGGAAUCAAGCAUGCUCUGUGGCCCUGGCACGAUGAAAAGUACCCAUCUGCCAUCUUUACUAUGACCAAUCCACAUAAGGAUGUCUUUUUAAGGACUAUCAAGAAUGUGGUCUUUCUAGAUGGGUACUCUAGCAACAUUUCUCGCUGUGUUGACUUAAGACAGCACAAGUUUUUGGGCUUGAAAAGCCAUGACUGUCACAUUCUAAUGGAGUACAUACUUCCAAUUGCGUUAAGGAAUGCUUUGCCUGCCCUAGUGUCCUUUGUCUUGGCCGAGCUAUCAUCCUUUUUUCGCCGAAUAUGCAGCAAAUCCAUUGACCCUAAACAACUACCUUUCCUUCAGGAUCAUGUGGUCCAUACUCUGUGCCGCAUAAAGAUGAUUUUUCCCCUUUCUUUCUUUACCGUCAUGGUUCACUUGACAGUGCAUCUUGUCGAGGAGGUGCAACUAGGUGGCCCAGUGCAUUAUCGGUGGAUGUACCUAAUUGAAAGGUACCUAUGUUGUCUCAAGCAGUACGUGCGUAAUAGAGCACGACCAGAGGGCUCAAUUGCUGAAGGAUACUUAUCUGAAGAGAUUCUCAUAUUCUGUUCAAGAUACCUCGAUAACGUCGAUAUUAGGAUCAAUCGACCAAUGCCUGUUGCCGACCGACUGUGUGAACCUAUGGAUAGUGAAGACCCAGGGGUAGAAAACGCUGUGGGGGCUGCUUCGUUUUACGCUCUCACACCAGCUGAAAAAUUUCAAGCUCACCGUCAUGUCUUGGUUAAUUCUCCGGCUGUGGAAAAGUUCAUAGAUGCUUUCAGGGCCAUCAAAAAAAGGAAGUUGCGAAGCAAGACAAGGUCCCAAUCUCAAAUAGACAGUGUUGUGCAUAAAGAAUUUUUCGAGUGGUUCAAGCAUGAGGGAAAUUGGAAGAGAGGGACUUCUUUCUUUGCGGCACUAGCAUAUGGUUUUCCAAGGCGAUGGUUCAGGCAUCUCCAUUCUCAUCGCUUGAGCACGCAAUAUUGUUUGCAAGGGACUUAUGGUUUAACAAGUCGCUUAUUCAAUCUUGGCUGAAUGUAUUCUCUGCACAGCUGCACAUAGAUGAGGCUGGAAUUGGAGCAAUUCAGAAGAAAGUACCGCAGAAAAUUUGGCUUUGUGUUCAUAAUAAGUACAGACAAGAAGCUGUCGCACCAAAUACUAUAGGAGGUGAAGACACGCUAUGAGAAUUCUCUUUCUAUAGAAUUUGAUAUUACAUCUCGGGAGAAAUUCAUUCCUAUAGAGAGAAAGCUUGCACGACUUUGGAAGCGUUUAUCUUGAGAGACUCCAGAAGAAACAGGGGAGGUGAUUCAAGACUCGAUGCAGGAAGAAGAUGUUAUGAAAGAUGAUAGCUCCGAGGAGGUUAUUUCUACUGUAAACAAUGCUCCAAUGCUUACUCUUGACAUCAAUAAAACACAAGAAGAAAAUAGGGUCUUUUGAGGCAUGUUGUUUGGAGUUAUUAUUUUGAUAUUGUUAGAUACAUCUGAAUUUUUACAGACAUUUAGUGGAUCUGGUUAUUGAAAAAUUGGCAUGUAAUUAAUACACUUGGCUUGAAUGAUGUGUCUCUUUAAUUUAUAUGAACUUAAUGAAGUAGCCAUGAACACGUUCGAGAUUGAUCUUAUGUUGAUUUCAUAUAUCCCAGAUAAUCUUUUAUGAC